UGUGCAGUAAAGUGAAAAAAAAGCAAAACAAUGUACCAGAGAUAAGGGCACACUUAAUGGGGAAUGUGAAGGCACCUAUUGUGUAACAACCCAAUGUAUAAAAGCGACUAAAAAAAUUGUGCAGCUGAUCCUUAAACAAAUGUAGCGAAAACAUUUGCUGCUGCCGAAAGAUUGAUGUACUGUAAAAUGUUACAAAAAACAAACAAAUAAUUGUUCAUUAACUAAACAAAUAACCAAAUCACUUCUGAGUGUUAAUAAUCCUAGCUCGAAUAGGGCGCGUCAACUUGUUCGCAUGAGGAACUUUCUUUUGCGCAAUAAUGUUGCAUUAUGUCGCUAUCAGUUUCUCCUAAUAUUUGGACACAGUUUCAUACACCCGAUUUACCUAUAAAGUUCGUGAGAGAAGAAAAAUCGCGUUACACUAUAUGUUUAUCGUGUGAAAUUGAAUAUGAUUUUCGCUGAAGUUAGUGUUUUUCGAAAUCAAUAAGACAACUUAAUCAAGCCACUGAUUGGAGAUGCAGCUUAACAUUUAUGUGAUGAAAUAAGAUCAAAUAUGUGCAAUUCGUUCCGGUGUUUGUGUAAACGAUGGUUGGGAUCUGUACAACCUCAUUAUCGAUAUGAGCAAAAUACAUCUUUACAUAUCAUCAUUGACGGUUGAGUGAAAAUGUUAAACAAAACACAGUUUUCGUUGUUUAUGUACAAUGCUCGGUUCAAUAGAUAGAAGUGUUUUUUUCCUCCAAUACAUGUGGGCAGCUCCUGCAUGUGUGUGCGUAUGUGUGUGUUAGUGUGUAUUCGAGUACGGAUGUACAAGAAUUUGUUAAACAAGAACGUUUUAUCUGUGGUAGAAAAAAAUUUAACACUAGUUCUCGUACUACGGCAGGUUAAUGAUUCAUGCAUAGAAUAUAAUAUCGCGUGAAUGUCAGGCAUUGGUCUGAAACAAUCUACUGCCUAGUCUGGGAAAAUGAAAUCAGGCUUUAGUCGGGACACAAACCAUCGGCCAGGAUGUGUUGUAUUAGUUAUUUCGGUUUUUGCCGCACUCCAGAAAGCUUUUCUUAGUGAGAGAGAGAGAGAGAAGAAAAAAAAACAAACAAAAUACACUCUUUUUAUCUAACGUGUACAUGUAAACGGUAUUGUUGACUCCAAAAAAAUUAAAUGUGUUUCAAAUAGUUCGACAAAUGUACAGCUUGAACAAGUACAACUCAGGCUGUGUGACUUAAACUUGCAUAUUGUAUGCAUGCUUUUGGAAGCUGUGAUUGUACAAAUACAAUGUAAUCUGCGAGUGAUACAGAAGUGACACACUACUGGCAAACGUUCCUUUUAAAUUGUUUAUUGUGCGGUAAAGCUUUUUUUUUAUUUACAAAGUAAAUGUAUGUUAAAGUGCUCUCUAUCCUAGUGACGAAAGAUUUGUUUUUUGUUAAUUUGAUUAUUUGCGGGCUCUUAUGAAAGCAAAAAGUGAUUGAAAUAAUUUAUGACGCUACCAAAUCAGGGUUAGUUUUCUUUUGUUUUUUUUUGUUUUCAAUACAACGUUUCCCACAAGAAUGGUGUGUUCGUUCUGUUGCGUAAAAUACUAGUCCAGCGCUCGGACGGAAUUUGCCCGGUGUUAGUUGUAGUUGGAUAAAAUUACGGCUGUAAAGUAUAACUGCUAAAGUAAAACAAAAAUCUUAGCAAUACAGUGGGGCCUAUUACUUAGCAAAAUUCAUCGAAACUGGUGAAUGAGUCACAGCUUAGCGACGAAAAUAUUCCUGACUUUCAAUGUUAAAGAAGCAGUACCGAUCAUUCGCCUAAAUUGAGUACAAAUUUAUUGCCAAAAUUCCAACAGGCUGAGUUGUAAAUAAGGAUAAUAAGCAUUGUAGUAUUGCGCUUGCUGCCGUUCUCAUCUCUCAACUGCUCAAUAAACGCCACAAAACGAAACGCUCCGCGAACAAACGGCGUCGGAGUGUCCGUGGACAAGCCCGAACGCCGUGUCCGAUUCCAAUAGUACCGAUGUCCACUAGUGAGCCGGACUCGGCUGGAUCCUCUUCACAUGGAUUAAGAAGGCGUGCAAAUCACGGUUUACUGAAGCACACGGAAGCGGCAGCUACAUCUACAGCCUCUGCCUCAGAAGCAGAAGCAGCAGUAGCCGCUUUGGCUUCGAUGAUGGAACCACCAGCCAGUAUCAUCAUGAAAGCCGCUGCGGCAGCGGCGGCGGCAGCUGCUAAGGCUGCCGCCGGAUCUGUUACCACUAAAGAGGAGCCUGACUGUGGUGAGAUGAACGAUCGUGUAGCCUCCUCAGUGGAUUCGAGUAUGGACAGCAGUGCGCUAGCUAGUUGUCUCUCGAGCACAAUCUCGUCCUUACGUGGUUCUGGCAAUAUUGCCACAGGAAAUGGUGGUGGUGGUGGAAACAUCAGUGGAGGAGAUGAUAAUCUGUCGGACAAUUCGGAAUCUACCUCUGGAGCGACGACUACAACGACAACGUCAAGUGUGGCUGCAGCCCAGCUGCUGGAAAACCUCAAACAUCUCAACCAUCAUAGCCACAAUAACAACAAUACGAGCGCGAUCAAUAACAACAAUCCACUACAUGCUAAUAACAACAACAAUAAUGGCAACCGAAAGCUCUUUGAAUGCGAUGUCUGCAAUAUGAAGUUCUCCAACGGGGCGAACAUGCGUCGUCACAAGAUGCGACACACAGGAGUCAAGCCGUAUGAAUGCCGAGUCUGUCAAAAACGAUUCUUCCGCAAAGACCACCUGGCGGAACACUUCACAACGCACACAAAAACGCUACCUUAUCACUGCCCAAUCUGUAAUCGAGGUUUUCAGCGACAGAUUGCGAUGCGUGCACAUUUUCAAAACGAACACGUUGGCCAGCAUGAUCUCGUCAAGACAUGCCCUCUUUGUAGCUAUCGUGCAGGUACAAUGAAAUCGUUAAGGGUGCACUUUUUUAAUCGACACGGCAUCGAUUUGGAUAAUCCGGGACCGGGGACGCCAUCGUCUCUGUUGCUUGCUCUCGAUCAACACAAUCCGGCAAACUUGUUACCGGCGGCCUUGGCAGCUAUGAACGCGGUCAAUGCCUCGUUUGGUGAUGGAGGUGCGGCGGCGGCGGCUGCUGCAGCAGCUGCCGAUACGAUGCAACGAUCGCUCGAUAACGGCACGCCGCCGAUGCACUUCCUUACACCGCACGUUGAGAUCUCCAUGGACAAUGCGGAUGAUGAUAACAGCUUACCACUGAACUGCAGCCGGGACGGUUCCGCAGGUGCCGGAGGUUCUGCCGGAUGUCAGCAAGACUUACAUCAAGGAAACCGAUCGCAUAAUGGGACACCUAUGUUACAUUCAAAUGGUCCCAGUCCUGGCAGCAACAAUGAUCGCAGCACACCGACAACGUCAACCUCAUCCGCAACGAUCUCGUCUGCACUGGACAUUCAAGCAAUUGUGCGACCCUCUAACGGUGGGACACCAACUGUCGCAUCAUCUGGAUCACCGGCUGGUUCACCCCAUUCGGCAGACUCAAAUGCUCCUUCCAGUUCCCAAUCUUCGUCCUCGUCGACGACUACCACGAUGCUUCCGACACUAGUACAAAGCUCAAGGCAUAUUAUUUUUGAUAACCCUAUUACACCAUCGAUUAGCUUAAUACCUAUAAAACAGGAACCAACAACGAACGAUGAGUACAACGAUAUUAAACCCCGAAGCAGUAGUAGCACAGAACCACCAACCUCAAACAGCAGUAAUUCAGCAGAAUGUGUUACCCCUUCGUCAAGUUUGACUUCGCUGAUCAAGGUAUCGCCAUUGAAGUCAUUGUUGCGAGAAGACCUGAAACGAAGAAUCUCGGCACGCGCAACAACCCGCGCCACUCGUAACGGAAUGUUGGCUAAUAGUUCGCCUAUUCCGGCGAGCAGUCCCAUUCCGAACAGUUCCAAUGUCCUUGCACCCGGUGCUACUCAGGAGAGUGGCAAUGGAAGCAACAGUUCAAGCAGUUCUAGCAGCAGCUCCAGCAGUAGCUCCAGUAGCAGUAGCUGUACGGCUGCUAUUGCUGUCGCAACUACCUCAAAUGGUACGAUCACCUCCACCGGGCAGGAAACUGACCUGCUACUAUCUCUCACAUCCAAGGCGAAGCGAAACUUACAGUGUCUUUUCUGUGGCAUUGAGUUCCCAGAUCAGACCUUAUACUUCCUGCAUAAGGGAUGCCACAGCGAAAGCAACCCAUGGAAGUGCAAUAUCUGUGGCGAGCAAAUGAACAACGUGUAUGAGUUCAACUCACAUUUGCUCAGUAAAAGUCAUCAAUGAUGUUAAGCGAGGGAAAGGGAAACAGUUUACUGGUGAUGUUUCUCUUUUUCUGAUCGCUUACUAAACAUUCGACACUCGUAAAUCCCACAAACUGCCGUACACUGUCGAGGGCUACCUUGUAUAAGAAACCAUGGUCAUGGCUUCCGAUCCAAGAUCCAAGAGCCUAGUUUCGUCUUGCAUCAUUUGCAAAACAUAUGGUAAGCCAUCGCUAGGAUGUACUACCAUAAUAAAGAAAAAUUCGUCCGAGGUAUUGUUGUGUAUUGUACCUUUAGUAGUGCCGUGCUACGCAGAAUACGGCGGUGUGACUGCAUACUGCAGUUUGCACUCCUUCAGGUUUCAGAGCGAUAAAAGCAAUAGGCAAACGAACCAAUAGUAGAACGAAACACGUGCCUACAAUACCUACACGUGGUAACGAGCACAAUACGAGCGGCUCAGUUGUCGUUGUUGUGGUAGGUAAGUUCCGGCAGAUUUACAGUCCGUCCAGUAGACUUUAAAGCGAAGUAUAAGCAAAUAAUAGAAACGUGUCGCAAUUUGAACACUAUCCACGGUAUGCAGCAUGGGUGUUAAGAGCAGGAUUAGAAACAACUGGCAACCCAUGUAGGAAAACAAUGAAGGAAUAGCUAGGUGGAAACCCGCCAAGGAUUCAUGAUUUUCUUAUUCGAAGUAGCAUCGCACAGCAACGCGUCUGUGAAACAUACAGAUUAUAGCCAAAGCACAAACUAUGUGAAACAGGAAAUGAAUAGCAAGUGGUGAGGAAAAUGUAUAAGCGUUGGAGACGUCCAUCUUCCGUUGUGUUUGCAUGCGCCGCAACGCUAUCGGUUUUAACGCUGUUACUCGUACAACACUGCAGUUGGUUUUGCAGCAUCACUCAUUUAAAAACAUCGACAUUGUUAUCGAGCGGCAAUUGUAGUCAUCUCUUUUGCCAUUGGGAAAGUUUGCAACACCAGUAAGCCAACUGCAGUGGUUGGUGGUUGAAAGGUAUCAGGUCCUUUUAUUUGCAUCACGCAUUAUUUAAAAAUGCAUCUAAAUGUGGAAGUGGUCAAGUUGGUAAAUUACGAAUGAUUACGAAAUUAUCUUCGUUGAUUUAACUCGUAAGACCAAGACAAGUCAAGGAAGAAAAUUGAGUGGAUUCACAGUUGGUCAGACCAAGAGCUGAACACGAUCUGAACAGAGGAAACCACCAUUUGUGUGCUUCAGUACCACCGUGGCGUAACCGAUUUCACUGUAAAUGAGAAAAAACACACACAAAGUCUACCUUUAAUAAUGUAAUGUAAUAUUUGAGAUUUAGUGUCGCUUGGCAUAAUAAGUUUUUGUUUGAUUUUGUUUGGCCAAGAACCUAGUAAUAGAUAUACAGUAUGUAAAUGGUUUUGUUUGUUGUUUGAUUUUGUUACUUUCUUUAUGUCCCUUCCAAUUAUUUUACAUCGGCACACCAACAUCACACAACUAGAGAAACAAAGCAUUCAACACGAUUCAAUAUUAUACUACCAACAGUCUUCUAUUUGCUUUGCACAGAGAUUCUUUAAUUGAUAUCAUCCAAGUGUUUGUCUAACGAGUGAUUUCUUGCAGGUAUGCAGGUAUGUGCAUACCUAAUUAUAUAUAUACACUUCUUUUGAACGCAUAUGUCUGUAUGUUUUUUUUGUGUUUAUAUGCAUGUGUGUAUUAUGGAAUGUAAUGUUUGUUUGUUUUUUUUUCUACGAUUUUCAAAAUCCUCAUAUAACUUGGUUUGCGUGUUUUGCUUUUUCGUUCUUCCAUUGCCCCUUGCUCAGCUUCAGUUUGUGUUAGAAUUUAGUUUUGUCUAAUUGUCUCAUGUAAAAAACUACAUUAACUUCUAUAUCAAUAAACACCAGAAGGAAUAAGAUAGGAUAGGAUCACCGUAUUUCUCUCGCUUUGGAAUUGGUUUUUUUAUUAGUUCAGCAACCACUUCCAUGUUGUGUCAGGAAAUAGGAUAGGUACAGUGUUGAAAUGAAAUCUGUAACAAAGCCUAUUUGUUCAAGUUUUAUGGUAGGGGCGCAUUGUUAUACUAGCUAAAAGUUACGAAGGAUGUAAACAACUGGACAGGACAAAAAUACAAUUAUAUUUAUACAAAUUCUCGUUGUUGUUGUUAUCGAAGCGUUCGAAUCGAAGAGGAAAUUUUUGAAGAUAUGUAUAAAUCAAAGCAAAAUUGUUCCGUUUCCUUAACAGCUCAAAUAACGAAUCAAAACCCAGAUCUAAUAUAGAUUAUCCUGACCCAAUUUCGUUGUGCAUUAGCGUAGUCGCAUGAAUUAACUCAUUAACAAAAGGUUAGAUCUAAGUUUUGUACAUUUCAAUCCAGAUUUGGUUUGUCAUUCUAAAACAAACUGUACCUUUUAAAAUAUGCGCAUAGUUGUGCGUGAUCCAACCACCAAACUAAACUUUCCUCUGUUUAUGCCGAUACAAAUAAUUGCAUCCCUGUAAAUUUUAGUUGCAACUAGAAACCAAAAUUAAGACCUCAGCAAUAUGAACACCAUUCAAAGAAUGAGUCUUUCUACAAUCCCUGUGACAUCCAGUUCAAGUUACGAAGUGUAUUCGACUUUUGUUUUUCGUGGUUAUGUACAUAAUUUUGUAAUGGAUACCCUCAUCUGUACGUUUUACAUCAAUCGCUAAUUACAAAAUCCAUUUUGCUUAUUUGCAUGAUAAUUUUCAUUGUUAAACAAAAACCUCUAUGCAAAGAAAUGUACUCAAAAAUUAAAUAUGUUUAACCUUUCUUUACGAUCACUCAAAACAUGAAUGGCAUGAAAAGCUCAUUGCUCGUAUAAGUGUACAGAUGCAACAAAAAAACAACACAACAUUCAUAACUUACGCCACUAAACACACGAAACUUGUUACGAACAACAAAAUCUACUGAAUUGUAUCGGCAGGAUUACGAAAUUACACAACUUUGCCACAGCUUAAGGCAACCUAAAAAAAGUACAACAAUCUCAGAGAAAGAGAAAGAAAUGUAGUGAAAAGAGAUAAAUAUUUUGCUAGCAUUAAGGAAAAAACAAACAAAUGCAAAAUGCAGUGCUGCUGAAUGCAAAAUUUUAGCUUACCUAUCAGUACCUAACACUAAAUAAAUGCAAACCCGAACUAUAGAAAUCAUGGCAUAAAGUUAUAAAAAAAACAAACAUUUUCUAAACUAUUUUAUAGAUGUUUUGAAUAAUGGCAACAUAAUUGACUAUCCCACAGUUCAAUCCGUGAUGAAGCAAGGAGUAAAAUUAGCUGGAUGUACAGGGAUAAUGAAACAGCAGCAACAAAGCGAAUGGAAAAGCACUAAUAUGAUGAAUUUAAACUUUGGAGUAAACAAAAUAAAGAAAACACAAGACACGGAUCUGUUGUGGGGUACCAAAAAGUAAACUAACUUACCAGAGAAGGUUAUUGUACGUUCAGACCAAGGGCAUUCAUUUAUGACACAGAUGUUGUUCAAAAUCUCUCUCUCCUAAAUAUUCUGGUUUCCUCUAAGUGGUUUUGAAAAAAAAAUGCAUUGUAUUCAAACCAAGGCUAAACAUGUACUUUUACAUGUGCUACUUGCAAAAUUAAAGAAAACCCUAAAAUAAUGAAACAAAAGUAAACCAAAACAACCAAAGUUUGGUACGAAUUGGCUAGUACAUACCAUACAGCAUACGCAUAUACCCGUUAAAAGCGUAAUGAAUGCGCUUGUACCCGCUAAAACCAGUUCCAAACGUGUACAACUUGGAAUAUUCAUCUUACAAAUAGUCAUUCUAAAUUACGAUAAUUGACCAGUAAUAACAAAUACAUUCGUCUUCUUAUCGCUUGAUAUUAACGAAAAGAAAUUUAACUCAAGUUAAAGUUUAUAUCUUCACAAAUUGCUACACAAAAUUCUGAUCUAAAUGGCAAUAUAACUUUGCAAAAUAUUUAAAAUUUAAAAAUACACAGUUAGUGAUUGGCAAAUUUAAGGUAAAUGAAAACAUGUUUCGUAUGCACUUCUUUCCUCCAUCCUCACAGAACCAUACACCCAACCGUCAUCCCGUUUCAAAAUUCAACUUAUAUUGUGAGCACUUCAUAAAUUUAUUAAAAACAAAGAUUCAAACAUCCAUUAAAAUUCUAUCAAUUUCCAAAUGUUUUCAAACGACGAAUUUGUAAAUAACACACGACCCGUAACAUACGUGUGUAUCAUGCACUGCAAUUAAAUUUAACGGUAAUGUUUAUAGAUGAACAACAGUAAAUAGUUACCGCUGUGCACCGAGAUGUUAGUAACGUUUAAGCCAUAUAACUUCUUCUGAUCAUUAAUAAUUGUGAAUUGCUGAACUGAUUGUGCAUGUAGCAAUGAAAGGUAAACAAAGUUUAAGAUGAGUACAAAAAAAUUGUCUGUCGAAUGAUUCCCUUUACAAUCCAGCGUAUUGCGUGCGUUCUACGUUUGUAGAACAAGAAUUAACAUGAAUUUGAACGAAUCAUCCCUCGCUUACAAUACCUACUACAGCUAUUCUAGUUUCUGUAACCUUAAUUUACAAAUGGUACGAACAAAAAAACGCAACAGACAGCUACAUACUUCAACCAAAAUUUACCAAAUGAUAAACAUCCAAUGAUCAAGCAUAUUUCACAAUUCACCAGUAAAGACUCUAACCAAAAAAUAUAGCUCUUCAAUAGAUAACACCUUUCCAAUGCAACGAUUAAUUAAAAAAACAACAACAAUAGAUAACGCAAAUUAGUCACAACAAAAAGGGUGCCUUUGAACGAAAACAUGUAUAAAUAUUAAAAAAUAAACUGAAUGGAAGACGCUUAAGUCUGAUCCAGAAAAAAAAUAAUUCAAGCCAGCAACAACUUGCCUCAACGAAUACCUGGUUGACUAACAUAAAUAGGAUUUAGUGUUUAAUGUCAAAUCUCCAAAUAAAAGUGAACAUGCAACAUGAGCCAAUAGCCAUCAGCCCAACAAUAGAAUAGGAAAACUAAAACGAUUAAACAUAACUACGUUGGUACAUAGUAAGUUUAUCAAAUAGAUUGUACCAAAAUCAAACAGGCAAAUGGGAAUAAUGUGCAAGCUAAGACAAAAAUGAAACAAAGAGCGAAAUGUAGUCAAAGGCAUGGUGGGUUAUGGAAAUGAGUUGUAAGUAAGGUGUACUGUUGAUAAUGAAAACAAAAAGUAGAUAGACAAGAAUAUAUUUCGAAUUGAAAAUUAACUACACACACACACAUACACACACAAACAAAACAAACUCGCAGGCAGAACAAAUUAAUACAAUACUUAUUAAGCGAAACAAAUGGUUUUUCAAUUGUAGCGCGUACGUUGCACAGAAAGUGCAUAUUGAUAAAUUGGACAGGACAAAAAACUAUGUAUUGUAGCUUAGUAUAAAAAUAGGGAAACGAUGAGAAAGGCAUGAAUGCUUGUGUGAUACAACAUGUACCAGGAAUUAUAGAUGAACGAAACUAAAUACAAAGGAUGUGGCAAACGAAGCAAACAAGGUCAACUAAGCGUAGCAAAUUUUUAACACAAAUUCAGGCCUUAUAAAAAACCCAUACAACAAUGCAGCAUACAAACACAUUAAAAACAUAGCAUGCUUCCCAAACAUUCUACAAAACUUGCAAAACUAGAGCCAUAGAAAAGAUGGAAAAAUAUAUGCGUUUGCGUAAGCACCAUGGUAUACAUAUAUCCAUCGGUAAAAUGAAAACGAAAUCAAAUAUCUCAUGCCAAUAUACCUCGAGACAAAGCAAAGGAAGCAUGCGAAUCAGUAUGCAUGCUAAUAUAAAGAAAGUAUAAGCAGGAAAAAAAACCGAAAGUGAGAAAAACUAAACAGGAUCAAAUAACCUUUUACAAACGAAGACGAAGAACAGAUGCAACAACAAAAAAUUCUUACAUAUUCUGGCAAAUCGUAUUACCAAGUACUAGCUACACCCAUAUUUUCCUAUACAUUUUCCCCUACACAAAAUGUUCACAAGAGCUAGCCGGGAACAACCACAAAAAGAUCUUCGAUGUUCCUUAUUAAUGACAGUUUCUCUGCAGCAUUACCCUCAAAUAGAAAUAAUUGAUCCCGGAUUAUAAAACAAAAGCGAGAAAUGAGCGAAUUACAACAACAACAACAAAAAACAACCUUGUAUUAGGUGCAAAAUAGCGCAAAAAAAUGCAGACAUAAAACAAAAAAAACACAAACGUAACUAAAACAUUCCGUCUUAAUGUGAUUCAUGAAGGAUGUUGUGUGUAGGUUGUAAUGUGUGCAAUUAUUUUCUAAUUAUUAGGUUAAAUUAGAUAUUCAACCAUUUGUUUCAAAUAACAACUGUACGCAAAUGCAUUGUUAUGUGGUUUAUUUUUUACACUACUGAACACGCAGCAAAUUACCACAGGAAUCAGUGCGCACCAUUUAAUUGUUCCUUUUUUUGCUAUCGUUACAAAUGCUAUUGCUGGAUAUACUACAUACAACGACUUAAUGGGAAUGUGAUGCAUAUAUAAACUAAUGAAUGAUGGUGUUUAUUUGUUUGAUUCUUUUUUUGUUUUCGUUUUGUAAAUUUUUAAAUAUUUUCAUCGCUGUUCUUGUUUAUGAUUUCCAAAAAAAAAACAAACAAGUAAAAGAAAGGCGCUUGUGUACUGAGAACGGUUCUGAUUUUCUUUGAUUGGAUUACAUUUACUAUUAAAACAUAAUACUUUAUACUGUGAUUUGUUUGUUCGUACUAGAUCAAUUUCACGAGAAAUGUUAACGUGUUCAUUUUGUUUGUUUUGUUUUAGUGUGAGUUAUUGUUUAGUUUUGUAAAUUUUCACUAACUAUCGCCGAUUGGUCGGUCGGUUUCACAAGUAAGGAGCAAAGUCAAGUAUUUUCGUUUCGUGAGUAAAGGCAAAACAUGAAGCUGGCACUGGAAAAUUGGAAAGUAAAAUAAGAUAGAAAGUGAUAAGGUUAUUUGAAAACAUAAUACAAAAUGCUAGCUAUGUGUGUGUGUUUUUUUAAAUACGGUAAACAUAAAAUAAAUUCUUAGCAAACAUAAAAGUACCUAAUUGAAAGCUAGCUGAAACGAGUAAAAGCAAAACACAAAAACCGAUAUAUUUACAAAUUACAACCGAACCCACACACUAUUACUCUUCGUUAAAUGAGAUAAUAGAGGAGACAAUUUUGGCUAUAAACCACAAAUUUCUAAUAGGGAGUUAAGGCAACAUGUAAACAACUGUUAUGCUUCAGAACAGCAUUAACCUACCUCAUGAGGUUAUGCAGUGAGACAAACAAAUUCGAAUUCUAUUCUACACCAUUCUCAAGUACAUACGUGCAUCCAUAAACACGUAAUAUAAACAUAUAAAAAUGAGACUAGUAAAUACAAAAACAUCGUCGUUUAUACAUUCACUGCAUGGAAAUACUAAGAAUCGAAUAUGAUUACUAUUAGACGAUGGUGAUGGUUCAAAUUAAAAAGUAACGAAUGAAUUGUGAAUUCAGAAACAGAAUGGUAAUACAAAACUACAAUUAUAUUGACUUAUUAAUAUAAUAUUAAUGAUAUUUUCAACACCUACAAUAAAUAACGGUUUUUCAAACGAA
This is a messenger RNA of Anopheles funestus (African malaria mosquito), 11717 nucleotides long. RefSeq names its product ikaros family zinc finger protein. The record is from RefSeq and is a predicted model, not a curated record. Gene Ontology annotation, biological process: regulation of transcription by RNA polymerase II. Lineage: Eukaryota; Metazoa; Arthropoda; Insecta; Diptera; Culicidae. Gene Ontology annotation, molecular function: DNA-binding transcription factor activity; RNA polymerase II cis-regulatory region sequence-specific DNA binding. The transcript is spliced from 4 exons. Bases 1981 to 4254 code for a protein of 757 amino acids.